Messenger RNA from Aspergillus bombycis, 888 nucleotides. RefSeq names its product arginase family protein. The coding region runs from base 1 to 888 and encodes 295 amino acids. The transcript has a single exon. Gene Ontology annotation, cellular component: nucleus; cytoplasm; cytosol. Gene Ontology annotation, molecular function: arginase activity; manganese ion binding. NCBI's taxonomy places the organism in Eukaryota, Fungi, Ascomycota, Eurotiomycetes, Eurotiales, Aspergillaceae. The record is from RefSeq and is a predicted model, not a curated record.
AUGCCAACCGACACCAUAACCCUAAUUAUUUCUCCCUACCAUGUCGGCCUCCGCGAUCACCGCGUAGGCAACGGCCCCCACCGCAUCCAAUCACUCGGCCUAAUUCCUACCCUUGAAGAACAGGGCCUCCAAAUCCGCAUCCAUGAAAUCCCCAGCGUGGAAAACUUCGAAGGCGAGAUCGGACGAAGCUUUGAAAUCCUCCGCCGGAUUUCGGUCGCCGUCACGGAAGCCGUGGACAGCAACACCUUUCCGUUGAUUCUGGCGGGAAAUUGCAUGUCCAGCGCGGCUGUGGCUUGCGGCUUGAAGAUUCAGGAUCUAUCUUUCAUAUACUUCGAUGCCCAUGAUGACCUGGACUCGCCAGAUGUCAAUGAAAAUGGGUAUUUCGAUGCGAUGGGCCUGUCGAUGCUACGUGGCGAAUCGUGGAAGACGUUAAUGGGGACCGUGCCGAAUUACAAGCCGUUUAGUUACGAUGGCAGGUUUCUUUACUGUGGACUGCGGGACCAGUCUGAUGUACAGCGGCAGCGGGUCAUUGAUGCCGGUAUGAAGGCUGUUUGGGGUGAGACGUCGAGGAAGGUUGAUUUUGCGGGUGAGUUGAAGACGCAGUUGGAGGAGAGGUCGUAUGGGUCUGCUCUCGUGCAUCUAGAUCUAGAUGUGCUGGAUGAGUCUUACGGGAAAGUCAAUGAUUAUCCGUCGCCGGGAGGUUUGACGGAGGAGGAUUUGGUAGCUUGUAUGGAUCUGGUGCCGAGAUCAUCUGAGCCCAGGUCUUUGACGGUGUGUUCAUUUGAUCCGGAUGCUGGGGAUGGGGAUAAGAUUGCUAGGAUUGGGAUUCGGGCGAUUAGAGCUUUUGUGGAGGCAUUGUUAGAGACGGGAGUUCUGGGUAGGGAUUAA